CUCUUUGAGGCCCUUUUCAAAACAAAGCUGAAAGCCCCAACCAACAAAACAGAACAACUUAGAUCUCGCCUAAAAACGACGCCACAGAACCAUGACGAAACUUCUCUCUCUUUUCUCUCUCUUCCUUCUCAUUUCUCUCUCCUCCGCCCAAACCCCCCCAACCGCCGCCCACGUCGAGCUUACCAACUACGGCUUCCCUAUCGGUCUUCUCCCUUCCUCCGUCCUCAACUAUACUCUCAAUCUGUCCUCCGGUGACUUCUCUGUCGACUUCGGUGGCACGUGUCAAGUCACGCUGCCGCCCGAUAACUACUUGGCCACCUACUCGAAAAAGGUGACCGGCAAGAUUGUUAAGGGUCAGAUCGCGAAGCUGGAAGGGAUUCGGGUCUGGGCAUUCUUUAAAUGGUGGUCUAUAACAGGGAUUAGGUCUAAUGACGAGGAUUUGGUGUUUGAAGUUGGGAUGGUUACCGCUAAAUAUCCAUCGAAUAACUUCAACGAGACUCCUGAGUGCGAGGGCAAGCACUCAGCUUCUUAAUUCAAAAGAGGUUCGCCUGCUGUUCCAUUGAAAGGUUCUGUUUGGAGUAUCAGUGAUAUUAUUUCAUAUUAUACCUUCUUAGGCCAGAGGGCAUUAGGUAGAUCAAAUAAUUUAUAAGCAGGCAGUUUUAUUGUCUAGAAUACAAGGAUUACAAACCUCAUAUGUUUGUUCAAGUUUUAUCUGUAUAUUUGCCACCGAUUAUCUGAAGUAAUGUUAAGUUUCUGUCUUACUAUA
Hevea brasiliensis (rubber tree) is the source of this 766-nucleotide messenger RNA. RefSeq lists its product as uncharacterized. Lineage: Eukaryota; Viridiplantae; Streptophyta; Magnoliopsida; Malpighiales; Euphorbiaceae. The transcript is spliced from 2 exons. The record is from RefSeq and is a predicted model, not a curated record. The coding region runs from base 92 to 532 and encodes 146 amino acids.